Messenger RNA from Aureobasidium melanogenum CBS 110374, 2418 nucleotides. RefSeq lists its product as uncharacterized. The record is from RefSeq and is a predicted model, not a curated record. NCBI's taxonomy places the organism in Eukaryota, Fungi, Ascomycota, Dothideomycetes, Dothideales, Saccotheciaceae. The transcript has a single exon. Bases 1 to 2418 code for a protein of 805 amino acids.
AUGGCCGCAUCCGAAACCUCUGACGAGUCCGAAUCGUCUGACACGACCGAUGACACGACAAUAUCCUUGACCAACCAAGAGCAUGCUAUCCUCCGCUCCUUGGGCUACACACAACACCACGUUGACUACUACUCCAACAUCCUCUCUACCAAAGACUCGCUUUUAGCCGUACGUCUACUCACAGCCACCCACGACCCUCCCUUCUUCGUCUAUCGUGGCUUGCUCGCCCGAAAACACAUCCGUCCUGAAGCUCUUGGUCUUCUUUUGGAAAACUUGCCCUCCUGGAAUCCCGAUACUCCCAACUUAUGCGAAGCUCUUGUGCUUCCAGUCUUCAAGAGCUUGUUGUAUCAUUGCCGACGCGUCUGGCCUGCUACUAUUCCCCUCGUGGCUACUUGGCUGACCCAGCAACUCCGUUUGUCUGAUGAUUUCCUCGCCCGUUUCCAAGAGUCAGCCAUGGAAGAAGGCGACUUCACUUCCGUCUCGCACUUGACUUCGCAAUACAACCACGCCCUCCAUUUGCUUUCUCAACCUUCACACAUCUCUCCUUUCAAGAACAUCGUCUUUCAAGAGGCUGCUCAAGCCAUCAUACUCAAGUACAUGGCUGACCAUACUCCUGCUCUUGCCAUCAAUCGCGUGGGCUAUCGCGCUGUCGUGCGCGUUCAGCUGGCCACCAAAAAGACCCCUUCUGAACGAGAAUGGGCCAGGCUCAAAUCUCCCUCCUGGCCUCCCUGGAAAGAAGAUCGCACCGGCAUGGACGCCCGUAUCGAUCUCGACUAUGGUAUCAGUCGUGCUCACCAAGUCUUGAUCAGAAUGCAGGAGGCUGGCUAUCCGCUCCAAGGAUGGGACCAGGUCGCCAUGCUAUAUGCAGGCUGGGACACGGAUCGCAGUCCCACAAUUCAGAAGAGAAUAUUCCUUGACAAUUUGCCUGAGGAUCGUAUUGAGAAAAGCCUUUGGAUGGCUCGUAUCAAGACGACUCGCACAGCUCAGCAAGCUUGGGCCUGUUUCUUGGCUUAUCAGGAUGAGAAUCUUCCUUCUGACCACCGCAUCUAUCAUGCCAUGUUCGAAAUCUUGAUACAGGAGCGCAAAAGGAUUCGACUCGGCGCCGAAAACGUUGGUCAUGAAAUCGAUGAUAACGAUGAUCUGGAUCCUUUGUAUCCGGGCGACACCAUGGAGAUUGGUUCGCCUCCGUCAUCUGCUCAUCAAUUGACAUAUAUUCGUGCCGAAAUACCUUCAGUUCAGCAGCUCUAUGAUCACAUGCGCGAGGAUGGAAAUUAUCCUUCCGAUGAUACUCUAAUUAUGCUUUUAGACAGUGCUGAGACUCUUGCAGAAGGCUUGCUGUAUCUCGAGACCGGCACUGGAAAGUAUCGCAUUGCUGUUAGUGCCCUCCUACACGGAUCGAAGGAUUACCAGGCUUUGCACGUUUUGCCUGAUCAAAUCUUCGCGGCCUAUAUACGCCUUCUCUGCCGCUUUCCACACAGUCCACUUGACAGAGAAUUGACACUGCAAUGGAGAUAUGGUACCAUCGUAAAAUCAAACUUCGACCUCCGACAACCUCUAGCCCGGGCUCUCUAUCUGCUUGUUCAGCAGAAACGGACACAUCGUCCAUCCUGGAAUUCUGUGUUCGAUGCAUUGGCUCGCAGAUCUGCGCCAGCCUUGGCUUCGAGCUGGCGAUCCCUACAUCUUCGAGGCAACGAGUCUUUGAGAGAGGAGAGUGAGCUGUACGACAAGAUUUUCGCAUUCAACCUUGCCCGUCAGAUUGAUGAGACCAUGUGGGAGAAUGAUCUCACACUAGAUGAGGAUGGCUUCCAAAGCAUCUGCAUCAUCGCUGAGCAUGCAGCCAGCGCGGUCCACACUGUUUUUCAGAAACACGGAUACGACCCAGAGUUCGCUCCCAAAGCCAACACUGGCCUGAUCAGGAAUGCAAACACAAUGUUUCAAGAUGGCCACGACUGGUUGAAAGAACAAUUCUGGACCUUGACUCAGGGUGAGAAGGGGUUUAGAUCAAGUCUACGGAAAGCAGUAAAUCCUAAAGUCAAGCUGCCUCGACUGUACACUGUCCCUCGCCCAGCCCUACUGCACGCCUACAUUCGCGCUCUGGGCAUGUUGCGCGACUUCGAUGGUCUGUACGACUUGGUUCGAUGGAUGACUAGACAUCGAAAGGAACUUACCAAGCGUUGUGCUAUGGAUCGUAGGGGUCGGAUUUUGAUGCGAAGAGCACUGAUUGCUUUACGUGUGUUCGUAGAAGAUCGAUGGGAGCCUCCAAGACCUGACCUUGAGGAAGAACAAAUUCCUCCUUUCGCAUCACCCGAGCAGAUCGAGAAGAUCAAGAGGAUUGUUGGAUGGCUGAAGCAAUGGGGCGGCUGGCCGUCAGACGAAGAGGUUGAGAUGUACGUUGAGUAUGGUCGAGAAGGUGGUUGA